CAUAUGCUAAAAUAACAAACUUUUUAUAUUUUUAUACUACGUCGGUGGCAAACAAGCAUACGGCCCGCCUGAUGGUAAGCAGUCUCCGUAGCCUAUGUACGCCUGCAACUCCAGAGGAGUUACAUGCGCGUUGCUGAACGGCGUUCUGUCCUCCACUUUAUAUCUCCAUGAGACGCGACUUUAAGUGAGAGGGAGAAAGAGAUAUGCUGACCGGACCAAACCUUCGGUCCGGUACGCCCGUGUGUUAGAACUGUUUUCUGCUUCACGAUCUGGGUGGCGUCACAUCUGUCAAUGUCAUAUAUGUAUGUAUACAUGUCUGCAUUUCAUUAUAUUCUUCAUAUUCAUUUGAGUUGUUUAUUGUUAUUUUUUUUGUAUAAUUUCGUAUGGGUCAAGUAGUUUCUUAAUAACGUCAAAUUCUAUUAUUCGUAAAAUACACGAGUUAUAUUAUCGAACUAGAGCAGCCGCUCCGUAAGCAAAGCAUUGGUUAGAAAUUGAUAAAGUUACCUAUUAGUUCGCGAUACAGUGCCCGAUAGGAUUUAGUACUGAGGAUAGAUUAAAAAAUAAAUACUGUAUUCGAUAUAAACAUCAAAUCUUGGCGUAACCGUUUGCGUCCGUAGUGGUUUCACUGUAAUGGAGACAGGCGGCCGCAGCUUGUCGCCGAAAGUAAAAGAGGAGCCAGAAUGGCACAGCGCGGAAGACGAGGUGCCUCCGAGUGUAAUAUUGUUACCAGAACAUAUGCGAGUAAAGGUGGAGGUAGAGUUUGACGAGCCCUCGCCGGGCUCGAGCAACGACGUGUUACAGCGCCUACCGCCGCUUGUUGCUUCAACUAACAAGUUAACAACGCUAAAUCCGGCGCACCAACGCGCCUGUCUCACCUCCAUACCCUGUCCUCCUCUCGUACCGCUCAGCAAACCCCGCUCUACUCCGCUACCACAAGCGAGGCACACCGGAGCAACUCAAAAACAACAGACAAGCUACAACACCGAUACAAAAACUUACGUCUGUGACGCUUGCGGGAAAACAUAUCAACAGAAAUACCUACUAAUCCGACAUCUUCAACUGCACCUAAAGUCUAAGAUAGAUAUAAAAAUAAAUAGAAAGAAAUACGAUUGUGGUACAUGUGGACUACAAUUCUUAAACGAAUCCGAACUUCAGAAGCAUAAGCUAAGUGAGGGUCACACUGGACUUAGGAAAUACCCGUGCGACGAAUGCGAAAAAGAAUUUUCAUGCACAAACUCCUUAAACUUACAUAAAAUGAUCCACAGUGGAGAGAGACCAUUCCCCUGCGAAAUGUGCAAAAAGCGGUUCAGACAACAGAAUGAAUUGGGCAAACAUAUUAUGAGAAUACAUACUAAUGAACGGCCGUAUAAGUGUGAAGCGUGUGGAAAGCUAUUUAAAACUGUAGCUGAUUUACGACUACAUAUAAGGUUACACACUGGUGAAAAACCGUUUAAAUGCGAUAUGUGUCAAAAAAGCUUUUAUGAUUCAGACUCUAUGACUAAACAUAGACGGGUCCACACUGGCGACAAGCCAUACAAGUGUAAAACUUGUGAAAUGCAGUUCAUGCAUAGAAGUGGUUUAAUCACACACAUACGAGUCCACACCGGUGAAAAACCAUACUCAUGCGAAAUAUGUGGGAGAAAGUUUUCGCAAAGAAACAUAUUGGUGAAUCAUAGAAGAACCCAUACUGGUGAAAAAUUUUCAUGUGAUGUAUGUAAUAAACAGUUUACACGUACUCAUAAAUUGAAGGUACAUAAACAGAAACAUUUGAACGAAACCACAGAGAAUCUAGAUGAUCACUGUUAGAUAAAGAAAUAUUAUUGUGAAAUCCGUUUAUAUUGACCAACCGUUUACUAUGAAGUAAUUCCUGUGCGAAGUUUGGUUUUCAUAUAAAAUUAUCUGUAAUUAAGUCGAAUAAGAUGACUUCCCUUAUAAAACCUGUAGAUAGUAUUUUCAUGAAAUUAUGAUUGCGAGGAAGUUUGAUGCGUGCGUGGCGUGUAAUGUGUUUUAGAUUUGAUUCUCAGUGACAAUUUGAUAAUUGGUAUAAAAUUAAUAAAACCCAUCUCUCAUGAAGGAAUUUGAGAUUAAUUUGGAAAACUUAACACAAUAGGAAAUAUUACUGCAAUAUUCUGCCGCCAGAGUGCAGCACGUGUCUUAAAUCAUAGAGUAACUUAUACAUACUGCGCCUUAAACUGUAUUUUGACAAGUUUUCACAGAUAGUAAAAUGUGACAUUGAUGCAUCAAUGCGGUUUGUUUACUAAGGGCCUACCGGGAAACUCGAAAUUUAGUCAUCUGCGUCUUUAUCGCUCAAAUUAAUAUUCCCUAUGAAGAAGUUGAUCAACUAUAUUUUAUAUGACAUCCUAGUUACUAGUCACUUCUUUUCGAUAUUAUAUCGUCAGGUGACAAGCAAAACUUACUAAUUACCAACACAAGUUCAUAGCAAUAAUGAAUCAUAUUACUACUCCACGCGGAGCCACCAGACGCGCGAGGCAAUUUCCUCGCGCAAAAAACGACCAGUGUAGACGUGCCUCGGCCGCGGCGGCACGCUCGCUUGCCUCGCGGGUAAGCUCGCUCUGUGCGGACCCGCCUUUUAAAAAAAUAAAUAAAUAUUAUUGGACAUUAUUACACCUAUUGACUAAGUCCCACAGUAACCUCAAUAAGGCUUGUGUUGAGGGUACUUAGACAACGAUAUAUAUAAUAUAUAAAUAUUUAUAAAUACUUAAAUACAUAGAAAACACCCAUGACUCAGGAACAAAUAUCCAUCCUCAUCACACGAAUAAAUGCCCUUACCAGGAUUUGAACCCGGGACCAUCAGCUUCGUAGGCAGGGCUUGGUAGGCCUAUUGAAUUGUUAUGCAGAUGUGUCAAGGGUGUAUUUCUGUUCUGAGCUUAAAUUAAGUAACUUUCUUAAAGGAACCGCUAUUCUAGUCAAUUCCAUUUUGGGGACAAUCAAUGAUUUAUUUUUAUCGGUCCCUACGAGCGUGUACACUUAGUACACCUGUUUGCAUGUUGAUUACUGUUAAGUAUGCGUUUAUACAUUUGCUACUAAACGCAGGUACUAUCUCGGACGAUCGAUAUCCGAAAUGUCAUUGAUAUGUCAUUCAUAGUUUUCAAUUGUUUGGUGGAUUUGAAUAUAAUGUUCGUGUUACAACUACGCUAUUCAUUAUUUUUUUACAAAAAACAAUUAACUGCCAUUCAGUUUCCUUAAAUCUACUUAGCCAUGCCCCGAAGUUAACGGUGUUUAAAAAAACCGGACAAGUGCGAGUCGGACUCGCCCACCGAGGGCUCCGUACUUUUUUAGUAUUUGUUGUCAUAGCGGCAACAGAAAUACAUCAUCUGUGAAAAUUGCAACUGUCUAGCUAUCACGGUUCAUGAGCUACAGCCUGGUGAUAGACGGACGGACGGACAGCGGAGUCUUAGUAAUAGGCGUUUUACCCUCUGGGUACGGAAACCUAAAAAACACCUGCACCAAAUGUGUAAUUAAUUGUCCUGCUUAAAUAAAUAACAUUUUAAAAAAUCAAAAAAUAUUUAUUAUUAAAAAGCGCAUUAAUUUAAUACGGUCACGUCCGAAAAUAUCGACACCAAAAAUAUUACACGACUUCAUUGCCAGUAUAAUAUUAAUAUAGUGUAUACAUAUUUUUGGCACAUUUUUUGUAUCGAGAUUUUUAGACGCGACUGUACAUGGAAUGAGGCCCGCCCAGUGAGCAAAGUUGCUUGGGUUGAGAACUGAUAUUCCUAAGGUUACAUGAGGGAGGUCAAUGCCGGAUUUAGAGGUCUGGAGGCCUCGGGCAAUAAAGGAGUGGAGGCCCCGGGCCCCAAAUUGUUUCCAAAUAAAAUGGUAAAUUUUCCGUAUUCUCUAUUGUGGGGGGCCCCUCUUUUGUGGAAGCCCGGGGCAGUAGCCCCGGUUGCCCUCCCUCUAAAUCCGGCCCUGAGGGAGGUACUUGUCAUCAAAAAUAAAAUACACUAAACUAAGCAUGCUUGCUUGCGGGUUUACGCUCGCGCCAGUCUGUAUGUGUGUUUUUUAAUUUCCCUGGAGUCAUUAAAAAACUCUACCUAUUCCUAUUUUAUUUUGAAUAGAAUUUCAACCUCAAGUCCACGAUUUACGGUUUUACAAAGGCUCAAAUCGCUGCCCAUUCGACGUCGUAGAGACAUACAUCUACUUUCCCUUCUCUUUAGCGUCCUAUUCUCUCCUUCUCCCCCUUAUCUUUCGGAGAGAUUUAAAUUCUUAGCAGAUGGGAGCGGGCGCCGGCUCCGUUCCGUGCAGAUCUCUCUCUGGCUAUCCCGCCUCACCUAUGACACGUCUUUUACUGUGUACUUUGUCAAAUUGUGGAAUUCGUUACCGUCUUUUCUUCGACAGUGUCAAUACUCAAUAGCCGAGCAUACGCGCGAAGUUGCCUCGCGCGUAUAGGUACUCGCUCUGUGUGGAUCAGGCGAAUCGAUCGCAUGGCUAAUUCGACGACCGGUUUGGCCUAGUGGGUAGUGACCCUGCCUACGAAGCUGAUGGUCCCGGGUUCAAAUCCUGGUAAGGGCAUUCGUGUGAUGAGCAUGGAUAUUUGUUCCUGAGUCAUGGAUGUUUUCUAUGUAUUUAAGUAUUUAUAAAUAUUUAUAUAUUAUAUAUAUCGUUGUCUAAGUACCCUCAUCACAAGCCUUAUUGAGCUUACUGUGGGACUUAGCCAAUUUGUGUAAUAAUGUCUUAUAAUAUUUAAAAGGCGAAUUUAAAAAAGUUGUGGCUUUCGGACGGAACUUAAUCUAAAAGAUGUGUGCAGUUAGGUAGUUUUUGUACUUAUAUAUUAGUACGGGCGGGGACCGUAUGAUCUGCUAUGUCCGAUCCGAAUUCGAGAUUCUGAAGUAAAGUAAAACAACUGUAAUCUUUUUAUAACAUGUAAUUAAAAAAUAUUAAACUAGAUGACAAAAAAUUGCUUUGUUACAUAGUUAGACACUAAUUAAAACUCGCGACAGACAAAUAUUUUUUUAGAAAUAUCUUCGAUUAUCGGUCUUGUUUUAUUCAGAACUAUGGACCAAUAUCAAAUCAGUUAUUUUUUU
Messenger RNA from Cydia pomonella (codling moth), 5042 nucleotides. RefSeq names its product zinc finger protein 239-like. The transcript is spliced from 3 exons. Lineage: Eukaryota; Metazoa; Arthropoda; Insecta; Lepidoptera; Tortricidae. Gene Ontology annotation, cellular component: nucleus. Gene Ontology annotation, biological process: regulation of transcription by RNA polymerase II. Bases 631 to 1806 code for a protein of 391 amino acids. The record is from RefSeq and is a predicted model, not a curated record. Gene Ontology annotation, molecular function: RNA polymerase II cis-regulatory region sequence-specific DNA binding; DNA-binding transcription activator activity, RNA polymerase II-specific.